AUAUAAGGUCAUCGAAUGAGGACAGAUUAAAUCACUCUUUGAUUGCAACAACGAGCGUCUACUCGUCCAUUUAAAAAAGAAUCGCUUGGCACACCGAGUUGGACAUCAAGCCAACGAGAACGCAGGGAGACCAAGCAAACAAACCAACAAGGAGAGAACGCAAGGCGCAGAAAGGCAAGCACGCACACACGCAAGCACACACAGCAUGCCCAGGUUCCAGUUCCGAGCCCAAAAGCCCGGAGCGGCAGUGGCCCAGCGAGCCCACGACGACGGAUCGACGCACUCGGUCCACUCGAAGAGCAAGAGCAAGACUCCGAGGGCUUCGAAAAGGACCAAGGACAACCCGCGGAACCUCGUUGACGACUAUCGGUCGUUCCGAAAGAAGGAGCGGGAGGAGCAAAAAACCAAGACGAACAAAAACAAGACCAGCGACACCGCCAAUAAUAGCAGCGAGACAGGCGACAACGGUGACUUUCCCUCCGUCAACCGGCUUGGGGAGGCCGCUCCGUCUUGGGUGUUGUCGCCCCCCGAGGCGGUUUGCUCGCCGUCCAACAGCUUUAGCGUCAGCAAGUACCGGGAUCUGCUGGUGCCCUCCUUAUCUGAGGACGACGAAGCAGAGCAAGAGCUAGAUCUACAUGGGGGCGAGCCGUCGCCGUCGCCCUCUCUCUACCCCGACCCAAGCAUCGACAUGGAUGGCAUCAUGAACGAAAGCGAUUCAUCCAACCACCACGAGAGCAAAAGUAUGGCCAGCCCCAACCACGGCUUGCACCUGCGACUCUUUGACAACGACGACGACAUUGACGACGAGGGCGAAAACUACGAGCCCACUCUCAGCUGCGAAACCGGGGCUUCCACCACCAUCGAAUGGAUCACGGAGAUCGACUACCAGCCACGCUCCGGUGGAAUCCAGAAACCCAGCACGACCAUAAUACGAUCCGAAAAGGACAAGAAGAACGAUUCCGAACCCUCCUGCAAACCAGAAGGAAAGGAAGCCGAGCCGACACCGACCAUGUCGACGGCAGAAGCCACGACUUCCGACGACGAGAACAAGCCGGCGGAGGGAUCUAAAUGGGACGGCGCUUACUCCCCCUCGUUCUUUGCACGCUUUGCCAACGCCCUAUUUGGGUGCGAUGACAACGACGACACCGACGGCAGAUUCUCGAUGAAGUGUGGGGGGGACCACCGGGAACCCAACACGGUGGAGGCAAAACUCAAGGCGUUCACGAUGCCAAGCCCGCGAAAAAGCGCAAAAUCAGAGAUUGGCUCUCCUAGACGCGAUUCCGGGCCAGGCCCCAGCGAAACGUCCCUCGCGGGGGAGGAAAGCAGCGAAUACCAGUCCUGCACGGAGACCGAAUAUACAACUACCGAAUACACGUCCGUGGGUGUGACCACGCUGGGGGACACCACCGAGACCUCCAACUACCCCGGAUCACUCUCGAUCACCACGAGGGAGGGGGACGGGGCACGCACCGUUGGCUAUGAGGGGGACGACAACGCCACCUUUCCUACCUACCAGCGCGGCUUUAGUGCCACGGGAGAGACCCAGAGUGAGCCCCGCAACGGUGAGGUCCUGGAGUUCGAAAGCGACCCGUACCACGAGGACGAAACACUGACCACCUACGGCGAGGCCAUGGGGGUUUCCACUCUGGAAGACACCACUACCUUUACGCUCGGCGACACCACCACCUUUACCUUUAACGACUACGACGACGACGACGACGAGCAGCGGGAGGACUACGAUACCACCAACGAAGAUAGUAGCUACGGAUCCAACUCCUUCCGGUCCCCCCUAACGGAUUCCUACCAGACCGCCAGCUCCCGUUUCUUUGGGGACAGCCAGAGCCGAUCCUUCUCGCUGCGGUCMAUGCCCCGGUUCCGGGAGCACUUUCCCGACACCCGUGGAAACGGCGACCGGGAUGGGGCCCAGGGCAGCGUGGUCGGAAACCAGAUCGCCUUUGUCAGCCACCACCACGAGGAGCAGAAGCAGCCCCUUGCCAUGGGGGAGAGCCGGUCCGUGUCGACGAGGUCCCCGUCGAGCCUGCGGGAGUCGUUGAUGAGCUCCGGCUUUCGCAACGAAAACGACGUCAUCGUGGGCAUCAUGGCCAUUGCGGAGGACGACGACAACAAAACGGGGGAGGACUCGAAGGAUUCCCUCUCCUACACAAAGAGCGAGAAUCGGAACCGGCUCAUCAACUCCUUCAUCUUGCUGAACGAGAACGAGGAAGCCCCACAGAGCGAGCUGGAAACCAGCCAAACAACGCGGUCCCGGGCACGGCUCCGGACCUUUGGCAAGAAGGGGAAGACGAAAACGGCCAUCGACAGGGACAUGGCGGUCGGGUCCGAGUGCAGCAGCUGUGCGGAAGACGGGGAGAAAGAGGGGUGCAAGGAAAACGAGGAGCCCACCAAAAAGACCCUCGCAAGGAAGCCAGGCGAAAAGGGACCCAAGAGUCCAUCAGAAGCGGACGUCUCGUCCAAGGCGGUCCGGAUCACCGUCCUGAAGACCGUCAAGAAGGCGGACGUAGAUGGCAGCCGCAGCCAGGGAAGCUACCGGACCCGGUCCUCUGCCUUUCAGAGCAUCGUGUACGGCCGGGAAAGCACCAGCAGCGGCAAGGCCAGGGACGAGCCGCGGGACGAACCGGAGGAACCAAAGGACAGCCACCACCAACGCAAGGCCAAUCACAAGGUCCUCCACCGGAGCAACGGGCCCUUUCUCAGGGUGGACACGGCCACGGUGCCAGUGAGCACCCCGGAAAAGGUCCCGGUGGUCUCCCCCGGCGGUUCGAUGGCGAGCAGCAUGCACACCACCAGCCACCCCAAGUGUCAGGGGCCCUCUUCGGAGCUCCUCCUGAGCGGUAACCUUUCGCCCAUGGCGAGGCUCCGGAACCCCGUUUCGUACGACGUCCUUUCGCACGAUUAGGCAAGCAUUCGGAAUCUGAUCUAAUUGCACUGCAUCGCAUUCGAAUCAAAACGGAUUUGAGUAAAUUCGAAUCAAACCAACCCUUCAAUUCAAUAGAAUACCAACAUCAAUUCCAGUGCCAUUCCCAUUUUCGCAUCGUGGCGAGAAGCGAACGAAUGAAUCGAUCGCUCGGAAUGAAGUUUCCACCAGCGACAGCGACCAAAACAUUGCUUGCGGGGUGGUUGAGUUGCGUCGCGUUUCGCUCCCCGCGUUAUGCCGUCUCGUGUCCUUCCGAUCGAAUGAAGCCAUCCCCUGGGAGGUCUUGUUCCGAGGGCAAAACCUUCGAUCGGAGAACACGAAAGACGGCAGCACGGCAAAGCCUCGAAUCAAAUCGAGCGCGGCGAUUCGCUUAUAUUUUGUAUGUGACACAGUAUUUUUGUGUCGUCCAUUUGAACCCCAAGUAGUUUAUAGUUUAAUUC
Messenger RNA from Pseudo-nitzschia multistriata, 3375 nucleotides. NCBI's taxonomy places the organism in Eukaryota, Bacillariophyta, Bacillariophyceae, Bacillariales, Bacillariaceae. The record is from the annotation of a GenBank genome assembly.